Messenger RNA from Acanthopagrus latus (yellowfin seabream), 2022 nucleotides. RefSeq names its product phosphatidylinositol-specific phospholipase C, X domain containing 1 (gene plcxd1.1). The coding region runs from base 373 to 1335 and encodes 320 amino acids. Gene Ontology annotation, molecular function: phosphoric diester hydrolase activity. The record is from RefSeq and is a predicted model, not a curated record. Gene Ontology annotation, biological process: lipid metabolic process. Lineage: Eukaryota; Metazoa; Chordata; Actinopteri; Spariformes; Sparidae. The transcript has 8 exons.
CUCCUCCUCCUCCUCCUCCCUCCGCUUCCUCCUCCUCCUCCUCCUCCUCCUCCGACGCUGCUGCGCCUCUCAGGACCGACAGACACCGGGCGAACUGAGGGACUCACUCCGACGCACCUGAAGCGUCCGGAGGAUCAUACAUGGAUACUUGUUUCACUGUGGAUGAUAAUCGAUAAGUGAGGCUGAGAUGGUCCGGGCCUCUCGUCUCUCUCGUCCCGGGCUCUGCAGGUGUAAAAGCCAUGACAUUUCUCUGCGCGGCGGGAUGGACGGCUCCCCGCGGCUCCCGUCGUUAGUCCCCGUCCUCGUGUUUCCCUCCUGUGUCGGUGCUGCUGGUUCGUCCGUAACAGGAAGUGUUCUGAUCCAGCGCGCAGCAUGUCCGGAGAGAGCGAGCCGAGCCUGGGAGAGCUGCCCAUGGAGAGCUGGAUGUCUCACCUGCCAUGUGCUCUGUGGGACACCCCCCUGUACCACCUGGCCAUCCCGGGCAGCCACAAUGCAAUAACCUACUGUCUGGACAUGAACGACCGAUCCCCCGUUGACCUCACGCAGCCGGACAUGCUUCAGAAACUGGACAAAUACAUGAAACCUCUCAUUCGGCCCUUCGUGUACAAGUGGGCGGUAACCCAGGAGUUCACUAUAAAGCAUCAGCUGGACUGUGGCGUCCGGUACUGCGACCUGAGGAUCGCACACAGGCCCAACGACAGCUCCACCGAUCUCUACUUCUACCACGGCGUGUACACCACGCUCACUGUGGAGAUUGUUCUGAUGGAGAUAAGAGAGUGGCUGGACGCUCAUCCCAGAGAGGUGGUCAUCCUGUCCUUCAGCCACUUCCUCGGCCUGAGCCAGGAGCUCCACAUGCAGCUGCUCACGACCAUACGCAACGUAUUCACCUCCAAACUCUGUCCCAAGACGGAAGUGUUAACUCUUCGAAACCUGUGGGCUUUAGGCUGCUCGGUGAUUGUGUCCUAUGAACACAGUAUCGCCGGCUGUCACAGCGACCUGUGGCCUCAUAUUCCUUACUGGUGGGCCAACAAAUGCAAAGCUGAGGCUCUGAUCGAGGCGUUUGAACACAGGAAGCAACACGGCAGACCAGGAGGUUUCUUCGUCACGGGAAUUAAUCUGACGGAGGACCUGAAAUACAUCUGCACCCACCCGACAGAGUCGCUGAAGGACCUGGUGAUGUCCACGUACCCGACGCUGCUCGGCUGGGUGAAGGAGCAGACGCCCGGCUCCAGAGUCGGCUCGCUCAACAUCAUCGCCGGGGACUUUAUCACCGAGAGCCACUUUGUACCGACCGUCGUCAAACUGAAUGAGAAACUACUGAAAUGGUCCUCGUGACUUUCCACCGAGAAUUUGCAUUAUUCUACCUUUAAAAAAAAAAAAAAAGAAGAAAUGUGAAUCCCAGCAUGAAAUACACUCAAGCUUGUUUUUUUUUUUUUUAUAAUAGUUACAGAAAAAAAAGUACUUGAAUCAUUCAUCGUCAUGUGGAUGCACUUAUCGGAGGCAGUGAAAUGUACAUUUCAGUCUGGAAGCUGCUUGAAAAAAAAAAAAAAAAAAACAGACUUUCUGGUAUUUUCGACCUGCACUUGUUUGUUUACAUUCAGUUCACUAUAUAUGCAAUGUACUGUAUCGGUUGUCACGAAGCCGGCGAGGUGGCCGGUUUUAUGUUACGGUGACCAAAGCAAUAACUAUACACCUAAUCUCACUUUAACGUAGGCAUUUUAGAUAAGUAAGCACAAGCAAUGUAUUCAAACGAGCACACACUGUAUGACUGUAAUGUAGGUCACAGACUUUUAUAACUAAAGACUAUUAUAAGUCAUGACUAUAUUAAUCCAUAGAGAAUGUAGAGAAGACAUGAAACUUAUGCAAAACUGCAUGGAAACUUAUUUGCAUGAACCCAACCGUGACUGUUCUACUUCUAAUAUUCUUUCAGCCAAACAGGUCCGGCCUUGUUUUCAGAUGAUGCUGCACCGCUGUGCCUGUGGAGAUGAGCUUUUACAAUAAACAUGAGCAUUUUUAAGCAAA